AGCCAAAGACAUUGGCUCUGUCAAGUGAUCAGCUGUGUCCAAUCACAGCUGAUCACAUGGAACUGAUGAUCAGUGCACUGAUGAUCAGUGUAGCCCUAUCAGUGCCACAUGUCUAUCAAUGCCAGUUGUCAGUGCUCAUCAAUGUCACCUGCCAGUGCCCAUCAGUGCCCCAUCAAUGCCAUAUAUCAGUGCCUACCAGUGCACAUCAAUGCCACAUAUCAGUGCCCAUCUGAGCUGCCUUUCAGUGCCACCUAUCAGUGCCAGUCAGUGCCACCUAUCACUGCCAUUCAGUGCCACCUAUCAGUGCUGCCAAUCAAUGCCACCUAUCAGUGCACAUCAAUG
Staurois parvus is the source of this 342-nucleotide messenger RNA. NCBI's taxonomy places the organism in Eukaryota, Metazoa, Chordata, Amphibia, Anura, Ranidae. The record is from the annotation of a GenBank genome assembly.